Molecule: messenger RNA, 2715 nt
Organism: Polychytrium aggregatum
Lineage: Eukaryota; Fungi; Chytridiomycota; Chytridiomycetes; Polychytriales
Exons: 14
Coding region: 1-2715 (904 amino acids)
Source: RefSeq, a predicted model, not a curated record
AUGGAGGAGGAUGGUGUUUAUCACUUGAUUGAGCACGGCAUCUACCCAACAAGUGCGGAUUUUUCCAAAACCUUGAGGAGUCACGAGCUCCUCCAGUUCCGGCAAAAGUACCUUCACCCGCACUCAGAGCAAUUCGAUGUGGUCUUCGAGAAGGGACUCGAUGUCUCGUAUAGACCCAGUUUGAAGUUCCAGCCGAAGGAGCCUGAGGUGCUCGCAUGCAUUCGUCUUCCGGGUCAACGCUACAAGGGGCGCUGCGGUCGCCAGGCCGCAGCAGCAAAGAUUGCAUCUGUCUUGAAAAGGCACAUGAUUCGCAAGAUUCACUUGGAUGUCAUCCGACACAUCCGUGCGGCUGAGUUGUUUAUGUUUUAUUGGAGGAGAAAAAAGAAGCGACUGAUAUUGGACUCAAUAGGACAGCAACGGAUAUCAAACUAUCAUCAAGAGUGUCUGCAGCUCGCCGAUAAUCUUCGAGCGCAAUGGGCGUCAGACUAUGAGUCGAAUAACAGAAGCUAUAGAUCAAAGUUUGACUUCGUCGCACCCUUCCAAAGGAUGCAGUGUGGAAGGCUUCUGGAUCUAGUUGAUCCCCGCAUCAGCGUUAUAUAUGUUUCACCAGUACUGGAUGAGACCCAAAUGAAGGAAAUUGAAGAUGUACUCGCUGGACACUGUCUAGAUUAUGCAGAUCUGCAGGCCCAAGGAAGAUUGCACAUAAUUGUUCCGGAAAAUGCACGGUUCUUUACCCCCAAUUCUUCGCUGACAGCUAUGCUCCUGAUGAGUCCGCUCGCGGUACAGAAAAUCCGAGAUUUAACUCAAGACCAGAAGGCAUACAUAGUGCCAGGAGUCAUGGGGACGGCAGAUAUAGAGCUUAGUGCAAUCUUGAAGGUGCCGCUGUUGGCCUCAACCCUGGCCAUGGAGCUGUUCACUUCGAAAACAAAACAGCGGAUGAUGCUUCGUGGGGCCCCAGUAAACCUGGCGCCGGCCAUUGUUGCUCCAAACUCCCUCAAGGAACUUUGCUACGACAUAUCGACGACUACUCAAGUUCUCGAGGGCCUUUCGUCUCACGUGGUUGUUUCAGCCCCAAACAUCUACCGAUCCUGGUCACAUUACUUUACGGCCUUUAUGAAAUCGGGAGGAAUAGUCGAGGCCACUCCGCCGCUCGGACAAGGCGUCGAUGGCAAGAAUAUGCGCUAUCCUAUUGUCCACGUUAUGAUCUGUCCCUCAGGACAGGUGCAAGUUCUCGGAAAUCAGGAUCAAAUUACCGUGGGUGUCUACAAGAACUGGGGAGCCCUCAUUCCACAGCAGACCUGCUUCAUGGCCGACUUGGAAGACGCCGCUGUAUCCUUGGGAAGAUAUUGCUUUGAAAAGGGCCUUUUUGGAUACUUUUCCUUCAAGUUUGCAGCAUGGGACAAUCCGUCUGUGGGGCGCCGUCUAAACCUUCGAUAUAUCAGCCGCGUGCCUUUUGUUGAUAUGACACAAGUCAAGGUGGACUCCAAGACAGAUGAUAUCAGAGAGGAUACCCCGGACCUGGAAGAGCGGGCGAUAUUGGUCACGAAUUCGGUUGCGCACCCCGAGAUGAGAUUCAUGGAUGACCCUUCAAUCAAUACCAUUUGUCUGGACUCUGGCCUGUCCUUUGACAGAAAGGCCACCCUCACCGUUGAGAGCAUUCGUGGUGUUCUGACGCUUGACGCCGACGACAUGCCAAGCAAUCACUUCAACCGGCUGGAGGAGAUGGUGGAGCAGGUUAUGGAUCUCCCAGACUCUCGCAUGUUUCACCUCGAGGAAUUUCAGCAUACAGACGACGCCUCAAGCAAGGACAGCGAGAUUCCGAGUGAAUGUCUCGAGCGGCUUCCUUUCAAGAUCACCAACAAUACUCCAAAGUACCUCCGGCAGGCAAUUCCCGCACCGCCUCAGUGUGAUCCGGUCACUGCACAGCUGGUUAACGAACAUGUGCCUUCGACGCUUCUCCCUCGAAUGUAUGCCACUUAUGGCCACGAGGAAGAAAAAAUCGAGUCCAUGUUCCCAGAAUGGUAUCGGGCUGAAAAUCGUGUGAAGCGAGGCUUGUCAACCGAGGAGUAUCUCCGGCUGAUGGAACUAGAGCUCAACAAGAAAGAGGAAGAGGCAAGGCUGGUACUACAGAGAGAGCUGGAGAAGCUGAAGUUGGCCGAAGAUGAGGCCAAGAGCUCGCUGGUCUUUGGAGGCGGCGCUCCGCCGGGCGUUUCGGAUUUCAUGAGGGCUCGAAAGCUGCAUCGGAAGCCCAAUCCACUAAAUGCGAAAGAUACGAAGCGUCUCAAGGAGAGCCUGUUGCUUGGAGGGGAGCUGACAGAAGAAGACCUCGCCGAUCUAGAGGACGAAAUCGGAGACGUGAUCAACACCCUGCAGGUGGGAUGGGCCACAUUCACAAGAGCCGUCGGAAAGGCAGAACCUAGUGCCAGUGCCUCUGCUGAGGGCCAACAGCCACCAGGCUCAUCAACUCCGUCAUCCACAUCGGACCAAGAUCUUUCUCGGGUUGCGGACCAAGUCAACGCAGUCGAGCAAGAGCCGGGAUCUGAGCAAAUAACGAUCAACGAUCAGCAGAUCCAGCAGAUCCAAGACUCGCUGCUUCGCCGUCGAGCGCGAAGGAAGGCCAUCCUUCGAAAUAUGGCCAUCCCGGUUGGACAGGGCCCACGAGGCUUUUUUAUUGCUCAAGUUGUUGCCGAGCUGUACACCGAAAUUGCGCAAUGA